UGUAAUUCCAUUCCAUGGUCAUUGGUCAUAAAGUGUGAAAAAAAGAGUAUUAAAUUAAAGAAAAGAAAAAGAAAAAGAAAGGUAAUGAAUAUGUUGAAAGCAUUCCCAAAAUAGAUCCCAUGCUUCUUAGAACAAUCAACCACCUUUGUUCCCCUCAAAAUCAUCACCACUCAACACUUCAACAUUCAAAUUCAAACUCACUUCAUAUUUCAGACUCCUAUAAUAGGGUUGAGGUUGAUACAACUAAAAAACUCAACUCGUAGCCAAAGGGGAUGGCCACGCUACAGAAGUUCAAGCUCUUCGCGACACAAUGCGGGGUGCAACAGAGCCCAACUUUAAGCCCAAGAACAAGCCCGCUAAUUCGGAUGCCGAGGCCCAAAACAACUCUGCGGACUCUUCUUGGGCUGACUCUGAACCGACCACCUCGACGGCAGGGACACGUGUCGGUGUUAGAGUUGGAGAAGAAAGAGAAGGAUUCAAUGCGGAGAAACUCGCUGAAGGAUCUAUUUGUGUCAUCGCCACCGAGAGAAGAGGAUGCGCAAGCACAAACACAUGCUACUUCUCCAAUGUUGGGAAACAUGGGCAUUUUCCGGUCCGAUAGUUGGAAGGUCGGACCCGGUUUAAAUAACCCGGUUUGGACGGGUUUUCGAUGUAGGUCCCUACUGAAAAGGAAAGCUUGGCGCCCUAUGCUUCUCACUAUUUCCGAACAGUAAUAAUAAUCUUCUUUUUUUUUCAACGGAUCAUCACUUGUAUCUUCUUGAUAUUUUUUGUUCCAUUUAAUAUAUGAAAUGAAAUGAAGGUUUUGCUUUCUAUUUCGUCCUUAAA
Messenger RNA from Cicer arietinum (chickpea), 825 nucleotides. RefSeq lists its product as uncharacterized. The record is from RefSeq and is a predicted model, not a curated record. NCBI's taxonomy places the organism in Eukaryota, Viridiplantae, Streptophyta, Magnoliopsida, Fabales, Fabaceae.